CCUUCUUUCUUACUGCUUUCGUUCUUGAUAUGUCUUUCUGUCUUUUUUUAAUAGAUGCUUAUCGCCUUCGUUUCUCAGAUUUUCUCAACAAUUUUUCGUUUUUCUUUCCGACUUGUGACCUAUUGGUCUCUCCUUUACUAGUCCUUGCUCUCUCAAAGUCUUACUACGUCUAGCUCAGUGAUAUCCUCCAGAUUUAGCCGGAAUGCAGGCCCUUCGGGGACUCUGUGAUUUUGGGUCGGUGUUGUUGCCGAGCUGUUACUGCGAUCUUGCCCACCAAUUAAAUGAUGAUAUUCUUGAAGAUUCUAGGGUUUUAUGUGUUUUCUGGUGGGUGGUUUAUUGUUUGUUGGGGUCUUUAAUGGUCCUGCCAUUGUGGGUUUUUACUUUUAUGUGAGGGGAGAUUUGGGUUUUGCAUGUUUUGCUCAGCUUCAAGCAAACUGCGAGAGGAGGACAUUUCUCCCCUUGUCGUUGGGUAGCUGAAACUUUGGCGAAGAUUUAGGGGUUUCUACUGAAACCCCAUCAUCGUUUGUUGCCUACUGCUGAUUUAGUUGCCUCCUGAAACCCCAUCAUCGGAUCCCGUGAUGCCACGCCCGACCACGUCCGCGUGGUACGUCUUCUCCCGACACUUCCGUUCGGCCAAUCUUCCCACAGCGUGUAGCCUCAAGGCCGAAGCCACCAAUCUUCUCGAGAAGGUGCGCGUACAAGACACGCGACGCCAGCUCCAAGAAACUCUCCUACUGUUCUACACCCUCACUCCGCCUCACUCCCUCCAAGUCUAUGCCACUCUCUUCCACGCAUGUGCUCGCCACAAAUGCCUCCGAGAAGGCAUUUCUCUGCACCGCCACAUGCUUUCCAACAACCCCGUCAACCCGCCUGACCUCUUUGUCACUAACCAUCUCAUCAACAUGUACUGCAAAUGUGGUGACUUGAAUUCUGCCAACUACCUGUUUGAUGAAAUGCCCAACAGAAACCUUGUUUCUUGGACUGCUCUCAUUUCUGGGUACGCGCAACACAGGCGAACCGACGAGUGUUUUCGUCUAUUUUCGGGCAUGUUGGUGGACUUCCGUCCGAAUGAGUUUGCGGUGGCAAGUGCUCUUAGCUCGUGUGGUGAGAGGGAUGGUGAGCGUGGCCUGCAGGUACAUGCGCUUUCGUUGAAAAUGUCUUUGGAUGCUUGUGUUUAUGUUGCGAAUGCUCUUAUUACCAUGUAUAGCAAGAGUUCUGUUUAUGGUGUUUAUAAUCUUGAUAGGGAUGAGGCGUGGAGCGUGUUCAAGACCAUAGAGUUCCGGAAUCUUAUUUCUUGGAAUUCAAUGAUUGCAGGAUUUCAGUGUCGAGGGCUUGGGGCCCAAGCUAUCAGUCUUUUUUCACAAAUGCACCGUGACGGAAUUGGGUUUGAUCGUGCCACGCUUCUCAGCCUCUUUGCUUCCUUGGGUGGAAGCACUAACAAUGAUGUUGAUUUUGGUCUCUAUUUUUGUUUCCAGUUGCACUGUCUCGCGAUCAAAACAGGGUUUAUGUCAGAAAUUGAGGUAACAACCACAUUAAUUAAGUCUUACUCCGAUCUUGGCGGAGGUACUGCCAACUGUUAUAGGCUCUUCAUGGAGACAAACUCUUGUCGAGAUAUUGUUUCAUGGACUGCCAUUAUAGUGGCAUUUGCAGAAUGUGACCCAGAAGAAGCUCUCUUCCUGUUUCGCCAAUUGCUUCGAGAGGACUUAGCUCCUGAUUGGUAUACUUUCUCAAUUGUCUUGAAAGCUUGUGCAGGCCUUGUGACCGAACGGCAUGCCUUGACAGUUCAUUCGCAAGUUAUUAAAGCUGGGUUUGAAGGUGACACUGUACUUGCAAAUGCCUUGAUCCAUGCGUAUGCUAGGUGUGGCUCCAUUGCUUUGUCUAAGCAAAUAUUUAAUGAAACGGGAUUUCGUGAUUUGAUUUCUUGGAACUCAAUGCUAAAAGCGUAUGCCUUGCAUGGGAGAGCUAAAAAAGCAUUGCUACUCUUUUCGCAAAUGGAUAUCCAACCUGAUCCUACCACCUUUGUUGCUCUCCUCACAGCUUGCAGCCAUGCUGAACUGGUUGAUGAAGGAAUCAAAAUCUUUGAUUCUAUGUUUGGUAAAUAUGGUAUUGCUCCUCAACUUGAUCACUAUGCCUGCAUGGUUGACAUUUUUGGGCGAGCCGGCCGACUUCUUGAGGCUGAGGAACUUAUAAAUAGAAUGCCGAUGGAGCCUGAUUCUGUAAUUUGGAGCACUCUCCUUGGGUCAUGUAGGAAGCACAGUGAGACAAGGUUGGCCAAGCUAGCUGCAGAUAAACUGAAGGAGUUGGAGCCAGGCAAUUCAUUAAGCUAUGUACAAAUGUCAAACAUAUAUUUCUCCGGCGGUGAUCUUGAUAAUGCUGGCCUAAUUAGGAAUGAAAUGAAAGGGUCUGUUGUGAGAAAGGAGCCCGGAUUAAGCUUGGUUGAGAUUGGUAAUCGGGUGCAUGAAUUUGCGUCUGGUGGCCGACGCCAUCCAGAAAGGGAGGUGAUAUGCAGGCGGCUUGAAGAACUGAUCGGGCAGUUAGAGGAGAUGGGGUAUGUUCCAGAGACAAGCUUGGCUUUGCAUGACAUAGAAGAGGAGCACAAAAAGGAGCAACUAUACCAUCACAGUGAGAAGCUAGCUUUAGCCUUUGCCAUAAUGAAGGAAGGUGGUCUGUGUUGUGGUGGGAGAGUAAUAAGAAUCAAUAAGAACAUCCGAAUUUGUGUGGAUUGCCAUAAUUUCAUGAAGUUAGCUUCAGAUCUACUUCAGAAGGAGAUUGUUGUCAGAGACUCGAACCGCUUUCAUCAUUUUAAAGACGGGUUGUGCUCUUGCAGUGACUACUGGUAGCAACUACCAUUAUUGGCGAAAUCUCUUUGUAUACAUCCUGUGCAUUAGUGUUGCUUUCCGCAUUUCGAUGAUAUGCAUUGCUUACAAAACAAAAAUUCACAUGAAAAUUGAUGGAGAAGAGUCAUGCUGUGA
Corylus avellana is the source of this 2972-nucleotide messenger RNA. RefSeq names its product Tetratricopeptide repeat (TPR)-like superfamily protein. The record is from RefSeq and is a predicted model, not a curated record. Gene Ontology annotation, molecular function: zinc ion binding; RNA binding; protein binding. Gene Ontology annotation, biological process: RNA modification. Lineage: Eukaryota; Viridiplantae; Streptophyta; Magnoliopsida; Fagales; Betulaceae.